GCCUUUCCUCCUUGCCAUCAUACCCAGUCGCGCCUUCCAUCAGCUAAAGUCAGCCACGAAGAUGCGCGCUGUUUCUCUUCUCAGCCUGCUCGCUCUCGUCGUCUCCCUCGCCCUCGCGACCCAGUACAAGUGUUGUGAACAGCCAGCCUACAGCAGAUGCUACGAAAAUACUCACUGCUUCUCCAAGGAUCCCGUUGUCAAGUCAUGCUGUUGCCAUAACUCGUGCAAAAUGAAGGACGCCUGCUGUUGUGAUUUUCAACAGCGCAAACCGGGAUGCAAGGCCUCUAGCGCCACCAGUUUCCACCCUCUGGCUAGACUGUUGCCCCCAGAUGCGGUAUCUGUCCACAUGGGACAAUUCGAGAACCGCACUGACUCCGUAUGGUGAUCAGAGCGAAGAAGUCAUCGCUGCGCAAGAUCAGGGCAAAUUCAAGGCACUCGAUUGCCCGUGUACGCGCGCUCGCCCAGCUCUCUCAUUUGUCUGCCCACCGCACUCCGUAACUCCUUAACUCCUUUGCAUCACUCAUCGGCUGGAAAGCACCCG
Molecule: messenger RNA, 541 nt
Organism: Jaminaea rosea
Lineage: Eukaryota; Fungi; Basidiomycota; Exobasidiomycetes; Microstromatales
Exons: 3
Coding region: 62-385 (107 amino acids)
Source: RefSeq, a predicted model, not a curated record